AUGCCUUGGCCUUUUCGUUUAAUUGGAGUUCUGCGUCUGACAACUUCCCAUACAAGGGACAAUAAAACAAAAUCUAUCAGUUCUCAUUCAAGUCACAUUCAUCAUCAAAUUUGUGAUCCACCAACAUAUGGAUCGAGCGUCUCACAUAACCAUGAUAAACCUAUCACAGAUGAAGCUCCGAUUCAAAAUCUUCAUGUUAACCCUGAAAUUUCGACAGAAAACGUCAGGUGUACCCAUGGUACUGGAAGACUCAGUAUUAUCAGCACUACUUCUAUUACAGACUAUAAUGUUCAUCGUCCACCACCAGAGAACUCCAGGACAAGAAAGCGAAGUUUACGCCAUUACGCCUGUGUCGUUUUUACCACCAUAUUGGCAUUAGGUAUUCCAACAUUCAUAGUGUUAAUGACUUCAGGUGCGAUAUCGGGUCUGCAGCAUCAUACUGCGAACGAAUUGAAAAAUGAAACGAAAAGAUCAACAUUUCCAAUGUCAAACAGUGCAGGUGUUGUGCGAAGGAGACGAGAAGCUUCAAUGAAAGCCACUCAAAAAGACUUGGUUCACCCAAAUAACGAUGUAGAGAUAUCCAACCAGGCCAAGUCGACUUACGACUUAAAACAAGUCUUGAGGGAAUAUGAUACAUCAGUAAAUGAACGUCGAAAGUUUAACAGUCAGCUGAGGCAAAAACGUUAUCAUGACAUGAUGUAUAUGAUCAACUUUACAAGAAUGCAUUCUGGAUUACAUGAUCAUAAGAAUUUUAUUAAGAAGCUCAUAGAGACCAUUAUGAAAAACAUAAAAAACUAA
Messenger RNA from Lottia gigantea (owl limpet), 798 nucleotides. RefSeq lists its product as hypothetical. NCBI's taxonomy places the organism in Eukaryota, Metazoa, Mollusca, Gastropoda, Lottiidae. The transcript has 3 exons. Bases 1 to 798 code for a protein of 265 amino acids. The record is from RefSeq and is a predicted model, not a curated record.